Molecule: messenger RNA, 1038 nt
Organism: Capronia coronata CBS 617.96
Lineage: Eukaryota; Fungi; Ascomycota; Eurotiomycetes; Chaetothyriales; Herpotrichiellaceae
Exons: 3
Coding region: 1-1038 (345 amino acids)
Molecular function (GO): dioxygenase activity
Source: RefSeq, a predicted model, not a curated record
AUGGCGACCCAAUCCGUUACCAUCGCCGAGACUGCUGCCACCAAAGUAGAUGCCAGCGUACCCAAAAUGGACAUUCCCAUCAUCAACAUCAGCCCGUUCUUAGCAGGUGAUGCUGAAGGCACGGCCAAACUGGUUGCGGAUUUCCGUGAGGCGUGUACAAGCGUCGGGUUCCUUCAGAUUGUCGGACACCCCAUCUCGCACGAUCUUCAGGAACGGCUCAUGGAGGGAGUGGUCAGGUUCUUCCAGCUACCUAUGGAGCAGAAGGAAGCGAUCUCGAAGAGCAAAAGCAAAAGCAAUCGAGGCUAUGAGCGAAUUGGGGAUCAGAAGCUCGACGAUGACCCCAAUGUCACUGCGGACCAGAAAGAAGCCUUCUCCAUCCGGACAGAUAAACCACUGGGACGAUUCUUGCAGGGUCCCAAUCACUGGCCGGAUCUCCCUGGAUUCAAGGAAUCUUACACCGAGUACUAUAACGCCAUGCGCGGAUUCAGCCAAGCUCUCUUCAGGAUCAUCGCCCUCAGCUUGAACCUGGACGAAGGGUACUUUGAUCGAUUCGCCAGCGAUCCCGAUGGGCUGGCAGCCCUCCGAUCGCACCACUAUCCUCCUACCCCGGUAGAUGUUACCGGCAGGACCAGGGGUGCCGGUGCGCAUACAGACUUUGGGGCAUUGACCUUGCUGUUGCAAGAUGAUGUUGGUGGCCUUGAGGUCUUGCACAGAGCCAGCGACACAUGGCAUCCCGUCACACCAGUCGAGGGUGCUUAUGUUAUGAACAUUGGAGACUUGUUGGAACGCUGGACGAACGGACAUUACAAGUCAACCAUGCACAGAGUUCUCAGCCCUCUGUCGCUGAAAGACCGGUAUACGUGCGCCUAUUUCAACGAAGGCGAACUAGACCAAGUUAUCGAGUGCAUCCCGACUUGUCUAGCACCCGGCGAGAAGCCACUAUACCCGCCAAUUAAGGUGCAGGACCAUUUGUUGAGCAGAUGGGAGCGGGCCUAUACCAGUAUCGGUACUACCUUCUACCGUGCAGACCAGCCGUAA